CUGGUUGGCGAAUGCCUGCGCGCUGCUGCUGGAACACUUCCUCCCUCCCCCAAAAAAACGUUCUUUGCCGUGCAUCGCAAACCAGUCCCAUCCAUCAACACCAACUCUCUCACAACGCAACCAUGAAGCGCAAACUCAACCAAGACGACGAGCCACCAGCGGCCGAUGCGGCCGCCGUUGCCGAACCAGAAAAGAAAAAGGAAAAAAAGGAAAAGAAAGAGAAGAAUGCGGUCGAGAAAGAAAAAGAGCUGAGCUUUUCCGAGCUGGGACUAGAUCCCAGAUUGGUCCAGGCGGUUGCGAAGCUCGGGUUUGAGAAGCCGACCUUGGUGCAGAGGAGAGCGAUCCCGCUUGCGCUCAAGGGGGAGGAUGUUCUCUGCAAGGCCAAGACGGGGAGUGGGAAGACGGCGGCGUAUGUGCUGCCUGUGUUGCAGGGGAUUUUGGGGAGGAAGAAGACCGACAACACACCCACCACGGCGGGCCUGAUCCUCGUACCGACGCGCGAACUCGCCGACCAAGUCCACAAGGCGAUCGAGGAGUUUUCGGCCUUUUGCGCAAAGGAUGUGACGGCGGCGAAGUUGACGGAGAAUGUUUCUGAUGCUGUUCAGAGGAGCUUGUUGGCCAACGUGCCGGAUGUGGUUGUUUCCACGCCUGCCCGGGCGUGGAAGAGUGUCGACUCGGGCGCGCUUUCGGUCGCGAAUCUUCAGUACCUUGUGCUUGACGAGGCGGAUCUUGUCUUGUCUUAUGGGUAUGAUGAGGACAUGGAGAAUCUGGCGAGGUCGAUGCCGAAGGGGGUGCAGACUACCAUGAUGUCUGCGACGCUUUUGUCGGCGGAGCUGGACACGCUGAAGGGGAUUUUCUGCAGGAACCCGACGCUGCUGGAUUUGAAGGAGGAGUUUGGGGAGGAGGAUGAAAAGUUGACGCAGUAUUAUGUCAGGACCGGGGAGGAUGACAAGUGGCUGAUUAGCUACUUGAUCUUUAAGCUGCAGCUGAUCAAGGGACCUUGCUUGAUUUUUGUGGCGGAUAUUGACAGGAGUUAUCGGCUGAAGCUGUUUUUUGAGCAGUUUUCUAUCAGGAGCUGUAUCCUCAACUCGGAGCUGCCGGUCAACACGAGGAUCAAGGUGAUUGAGGAGUUUAACAAGGGAAUUUAUGAUAUUAUUAUUGCUAGCGAUGAGAGGAGUGAGGUUUUUGGGGAUGAGAAGGAGGAGGAGACGAAGGAAGAGGGGGAAGGGGAGGAGAAGAAGGGAAAGAAGAAGGGGGGGAGGAAGGGGAAGAGGGAUGAGGAGUAUGGUGUUUCGAGAGGCAUCGACUUCAAAAAUGUGGCUGCAGUUGUCAACUUUGACCUGCCCACGUCUGCGUCAUCAUAUACCCACAGGAUUGGGAGGACGGCGAGAGCGGGGAGGACGGGGAUUGCGAUGUCGUUCGUGGUGCCGAAGGAGCUGUUUGGGAAGCACAAGCCGACGUCGAUAAAGAGCUGCGAGAAGGAUGAGAAAGUGCUGGCCAAGAUUGUGAGGGCGCAGGGGAAGAUGAAUCGGAAGUUGGAGCCGUAUAAUUUCAGCAAGGAGCAGAUGGAGGCGUUUAGGUAUCGGAUGAACGAUGCCCUCCGCGCGGUAACAAAGGUGGCGAUCAGAGAAGCGAGGACGAGGGAACUGAGGCAGGAGCUGUUGAGGAGUGAGACUUUGAAGAGAUACUUUGAGGAAAACCCCGCCGAGCUCUCCCACCUCCGUCACGACGGCGAGCUGGGCCACAAGGCAAGACAGCAGGCCCAUCUGAAGCACGUCCCUGAUUAUCUUUUGCCCAAGGAGGCAAAGAAAGAGAUCACGAAGGGGUCGGUCGGGUUUGUGCCGUUUAAGAAGGUGGAUAAGGACAAGAAGCACAGGGGCAAGUUUGGGGCGAAGGGGAAGGGGAGGUCGUUCAAGGUUGGUGGGGGGAGGAAGGGGGAUCCGUUGAAGACGUUCAAGGUCAGGAGGAAAAAGUGAUGAGCACGAGGACACGAGCGAGUGGGUGAGGCUGAGGGCUAUGUGGUUAAAAAAGAGAUGAGUUUAUACCAUGUGGCAUUUUGUUGGGUUCUGUGUAUAAUGGGAAUUUCUCUUGUUUUCUGACAGGAUCAAGACAGAUUUUGUGACAGGUUUCAUUCGGCUUUGAGGGGUAUGGUAGGUUUGGCACAGAAGUCCGAGGGGGCGUAUAAGACGUCUGUUCUUUG
Molecule: messenger RNA, 2200 nt
Organism: Podospora pseudopauciseta
Lineage: Eukaryota; Fungi; Ascomycota; Sordariomycetes; Sordariales; Podosporaceae
Gene: DBP9
Product: ATP-dependent DNA/RNA helicase
Exons: 4
Coding region: 12-1976 (654 amino acids)
Molecular function (GO): RNA helicase activity; nucleic acid binding; ATP binding
Source: RefSeq, a predicted model, not a curated record